AUGUCGCUCUCGCUCUACCCGACCGUGUCGUCAUCCAAGACAAUCAACGGUCUGCCUUGGUCGCUCGCGAGCUCAUUUCGGGAACGCAACAUCAGCCUGCCUAACUUUGCGCAACUGCGCACCAAGGAGCUUCGAUCGGGACAUCGACAAUCGGUUCGCGGGCUGGGGUGGUCGGUGGAUGGUCGCAAGCUCGCUACGUGCGGUGCAGAUCGGACGGUGCGCAUCUGGGUUCCAGAGAGGUCGAUUGACCAUCGGGCGAGUACGGAGCUGCGCGGGCAUGCGGAUAGCGUGGAUCAGCUCGUGUGGAAUCCGGUGCUGGCGGAUGUGCUGGCUACGGCAAGCGCGGAUAAGACGGUGAGGAUAUGGGAUACGCGCGUCAAAGCCAGUCAAGGCGCGUCAACGACGAUCGGUACGCCUGGAUCCAACAUCAACAUCAGCUACCAUCCGUCGGGCAAGUACUUGGCGGUGGGCGAUAAGACGGAUACGGUGUCGAUUGUGGAUACCCGCACGCACUCGAUUGUGCAUACGGUGUGCACACGUCGUGCAACGCCACCGGCAGAUUCGACUUGCACGCAAAGCACCGUGCUCAAUAGUCACGACGAGAUCAACGAACUCGCAUUUUCAGCCGACGGCUCGCUGCUCCUCCUCUCGUCUGGCUCCGGCUCGAUCCAUAUUCACCACACCGAUUCCUCACCUCAACCGUACGCGAGGAUCCAUUCGCAUCCCGCACAUACAGCCAACGUCUUCUGCUUGCAACCCGACCCGCUCUCGCGCUACAUCGCUACCGCUUCGAGCGACUCGAUGAUCUCGCUCUGGCACUCGACCGAAUACGUCUCACUAAAAAUGCUCACCACUCUCGCGUUCCCCGCUCGCGCUAUCGGCUUCAGCUUUGACGGCGAGCUGCUCGCCGCAGGCGGAGAAGACGCGUUCAUCACCAUCAACGCUACCUCGCCCAGCAUUGUCGGUAACGACGAGCUAGCUACCAUCGCGCUAGGCCCAGGCACCAUGAUCAACACGCUCGCUUGGCAUCCCUCCAAGUACGUGCUCGCCUACGCUGGCGAUGAGGCGCAGCAAAAGGAUACGGGCACAGUCAGGGUUUUCAACCUCUGA
Molecule: messenger RNA, 1110 nt
Organism: Mycosarcoma maydis (corn smut)
Lineage: Eukaryota; Fungi; Basidiomycota; Ustilaginomycetes; Ustilaginales
Exons: 1
Coding region: 1-1110 (369 amino acids)
Biological process (GO): mRNA export from nucleus
Cellular component (GO): THO complex part of transcription export complex
Molecular function (GO): protein binding
Source: RefSeq, a predicted model, not a curated record